AUGAAAGUUGGUCGGCUGACAAUCUCUUUUGACGAGGAAGACUUGGAGGGGAUGAUCCAACCUCAUGAUGAUGCGUUGGUAGUAACAGCUCGGAUAAACGAGUUCUUGGUGAAAAGAGUGAUGAUAGACCAGGGAAGCGGAGCUGAUGUAAUGUACCCAGAUUUGUUCGAAGGGCUCGAAUUGAAAAGCCAGGACUUGAUGAAAUAUGAUACGCUGCUGGUCUUGUUUGACGGAAGAGUCGUGAUCCCCGAAGGUCAAAUUUCUCUCUCGGUGGACAUGGAAGGCAGGGAAGUAAUGGUGACUUUCAUAGUAGUCCGAUCAUUCUCGCCGUACACUGCAAUCUUGGGAAGGCCAUGGAUACACGCAAUGAAGGCUGUUCUGUCCACCUUACACGUGAAAGUUAAAUUUACCACCGAGUAUGGAGUGGCCGUGGUAUGA
Messenger RNA from Quercus lobata, 438 nucleotides. RefSeq lists its product as uncharacterized. The coding region runs from base 1 to 438 and encodes 145 amino acids. Lineage: Eukaryota; Viridiplantae; Streptophyta; Magnoliopsida; Fagales; Fagaceae. The record is from RefSeq and is a predicted model, not a curated record. The transcript has a single exon.